This is a messenger RNA of Calypte anna (Anna's hummingbird), 1062 nucleotides long. RefSeq names its product phospholipid phosphatase related 5 (gene PLPPR5). Lineage: Eukaryota; Metazoa; Chordata; Aves; Apodiformes; Trochilidae. The transcript has 7 exons. Gene Ontology annotation, biological process: signal transduction; phospholipid dephosphorylation; phospholipid metabolic process. Gene Ontology annotation, molecular function: phosphatidate phosphatase activity. The record is from RefSeq and is a predicted model, not a curated record. Bases 36 to 995 code for a protein of 319 amino acids.
GAGGGGGGCUGCUGCGGCCGCCGGAGCCAACGUACAUGCGAGUGCCCUCUCCGCUCACCAGCAUGCUUUACUUCCAGAUGGUGAUCAUGGCAGGGACCGUGAUGCUGGCUUAUUAUUUCGAGUACACGGACACCUUCACGGUCAACGUGCAAGGAUUCUUCUGCUACGAGGGCGCGUACCGAAAGCCCUACCCGGGCCCGGAGGACCGCAGCGCUGUGCCCCCGGUGCUCCUCUACUCGCUGACCGCAGGCGUGCCCGUGCUGGUGAUUAUCAUUGGAGAAACUGCAGUGUUUUGUCUACAGUUAGCUACAAAGGAUUUUGAAAAUCAAGAAAAAACAAUAUUAACUGGAGACUGUUGUUAUAUAAAUCCAUUGGUGCGCAGGACCAUCAGAUUCCUUGGAAUUUAUGCAUUUGGACUCUUUGCUACGGACAUCUUUGUAAAUGCUGGACAAGUAGUAACAGGGAAUCUUGCACCACAUUUUCUUGCACUUUGUAAACCCAACUAUACAGCACUUGGAUGUAAACAGUAUACACAGUUCAUCAGUAGCGUACAUGCCUGUACUGGAAAUCCAGACCUCAUCAUGAAAGCCAGAAAGACAUUCCCAUCCAAAGAAGCAGCACUAAGUGUAUAUGCAGCUAUGUAUCUGGCUAUGUAUAUCACCAACACAGUAAAGGCCAGAGGAACAAGACUUGCAAAGCCUGUUUUGUGUUUGGGCUUAAUGUGCUUGGCUUUCCUUACUGGAAUCAACAGAGUAGCAGAGUAUCGAAAUCACUGGUCAGAUGUAAUAGCAGGAUUUGUAAUUGGAAUAUCUAUAGCAGUAUUUUUGGUUGUUUGUGUGGUAAAUAACUUCAGAGGACGUCAGCCAGAACAUGAACAUUCUCAUAUGGCUAAUCUGGCCCAGAUGCCUGUCAUCAGCAUACCCCGAGUAGAAAGCCCAUUAGAAAAGUCCACAGAGCUUGAAAACCACAUCACGGCCUUUGCAGAAGUCACAUGAUGUUGAUGCUGAUGUGUGUUACUUCCAUUGGACUUCAUCUCUUUUCACAGCCCACACAUGAUAAUUG